Molecule: messenger RNA, 984 nt
Organism: Camelina sativa (false flax)
Lineage: Eukaryota; Viridiplantae; Streptophyta; Magnoliopsida; Brassicales; Brassicaceae
Product: transcription factor bHLH139
Biological process (GO): regulation of DNA-templated transcription
Molecular function (GO): protein dimerization activity; DNA-binding transcription factor activity
Source: RefSeq, a predicted model, not a curated record
AGCAUUGAAAUUUGCACCCAAAAAAAAAAAAAAGAUUGCGAUGGAGAAUGGAGCUUUGGUUGAUGGUGAAUUUGAGUCUCUUUUAGGGAUAUUCAACUUUGAUCAAUGUUCAUCUGACGAUACAAGCUUCUACAAUGCUCCUAGUGAGACUGAUGCUUUCUCUUCUGAUGAUUUCUUCCCAUUUGGUAUGAUUCUGCAAAGGAACUAUCCGGCUGUUCUUGAUGGUUCCAAUUACCAAACGAACCACUAUGUCGACUCAAGACAAGAGCUGAUGAAACCGAGGAAGAAGCAAAAGUUAAGCUCGGAAAACAAUUUGGUCACCGAGCCUAAGACUGCUUUGAGAGAUGGUCAGAGCCUAAACAGUUUCAAUAGUUCAGAUGAUGAGAGAGCUUUAGGUUUAACAGCUAAUACAUCAAAAAGCCUUAAAGGGAAAGCAAAACCCAAUAAACGGAUAGCAUCCGAUCCUCAGAGCCUAUAUGCUCGGAAACGAAGAGAAAGGAUAAACGAUAGGCUAAAGACAUUGCAGAGCCUAGUUCCUAAUGGGACAAAGGUCGAUAUAAGCACAAUGCUUGAAGACGCCGUCCAUUACGUGAAGUUCUUGCAGCUGCAAAUCAAGUUAUUGAGUUCAGAUGAUCUAUGGAUGUAUGCACCUCUUGCUCACAAUGGCAUGAAUAUGGGACUACAUCACAAUCUUUUGUCGCGGCUUAUGUAAGGGAAUAUCGUUGGAAUAACAUAACAUAUAACUUACUUUGUGUCCUUUUGCUGUAUGUUCAUGAUUAUGGUUAUUUUUGUUCGCGUUGUUCAAUUUUUCUGUCUAUUCAGUUCAAUGAACUUGACACUCCUUUAGUAAUUAUUAUAUGCUAAAGUCAAUUUGGACUACCAGCAUUUUAAUUUCAGUUUUAUUUUAAAAUGUACCUGGGGGUCAAAUAUAUUACUGUAAGGACGACUAAUAUUUUAUUUAGAUCUCAAUUCAAAAUCGUACCA